This is a messenger RNA of Danio rerio (zebrafish), 1940 nucleotides long. The record is from RefSeq and is a predicted model, not a curated record. NCBI's taxonomy places the organism in Eukaryota, Metazoa, Chordata, Actinopteri, Cypriniformes, Danionidae.
AAAUAAUUAUUAUUAUUGUGUGUUUGUUUUUUUAUUUACAGUCAUGUUUGCUCUCGUUUGUCACGUUUAGUGAACAAAAAAUAUUGUUGCACUGCGGAUGUCACCUCCCUGUUCACCACUCCACUAUUAACUUUUUAAUAGAUCUCGAAAUGAUGCAAAAAUGAAAUUAUUGAAUUAAAACGAGGCCAUAAAACACGUGCACAAUAAUUAUAAAAAUAUUUUGUUGACUGUUUAAAGUAGACAGUCAUGACCCUGCAAGUAAUGUAGUCUAAAUCUCAUUUAAACUAUUUCAAACAUAUAGCCUAGACUUUAAAAAAGACCGUGCACAGAAACAGGAUAAACAUACGAAUUUAUUUAAAAUACUAAUUUGUUUGAUUAAUCUUUUGAUUAAAAUGCAUCAUUACCAUAUUUUAAUUGUUCUGGAUGGUGUGUGCGAAAAAAGCGAAAGUGAAAGCGGUCUGACAGACAGAGAAACAUAAAGGAAGUGGUGAAACAACAACUUCGCAACUGACUCAAAAUGGCUUCAACCAAAACAGAGAUUCUUGAUGUGCUCGAUGAACUUCGGGAACGCGAGUUUAAAGAUUUUAAAUGGCGUCUGUCGAAUAAGGAGACCCUUGAAAACUCCAUUCCUCGAGGAAAACUGGAGAAUGCCGAUAGGCAGGAUGUUGUGGAUUACAUGGAGCAGCAUUUCGGCACUUCAGAAGCAGGGAAGGUAGCGGUCCGUCUGCUGCACAGCAUGAAUCAAAACAACCUUGCAGAACAGCUGAAGAAGACACUUGCGGUGGUGUCUAAAGUUUCAGAUGUCGAUUCUGGCUCUUCAUCAUCCCGUGGAAAUCCUCCGACCGCUCCGAGUCCAGCUGCAGGAGUUGUAAUGAACUUAAACGCUAGCGGAGGAAACAUAAAGGCUCCUGUCAUUCACAACUCUGUGAUUAAUGGCUCAGUGAACUUCGGCUAGUGCUCUAGGACACAUCUAUUCUGGAUUCAAAUGUUUACCAUGUAUUUUAGUAAUACUUUUGAAUAUUUUAGAGACCCUGCAUUAAAAUACCACAGUAAUACUAUAGUAAAUACUAGUGUUUUUACCAUAUUAAAGUCUGUUGUAUAUAGAUUUUACUACUCUUUGUUAAUGAAUGCGCCAUCAUCCUCCAGUAUUAUCCAUAGUGAACUGAUAAACUAAUACAUACUGUAGUAUACUUUAGUUUUUACUACAGUAAAUUGGCGUAAUGUAGUAGAAAAUACUAUAUAGCUGUAGAAAACUACAGUAUUGGGUCAUUUGUUUGCAUAGCUAUAGUUGUUGUGUUAUUAAAGCAACAACAGAAUUAUCACAGAUUAAUUACAGUACUUUACUAUAGUAUGCUUCAAAAACACUCUAGUAUUUACUAUGAAUUACUAUAGCAUUAUUUAAUGUGGUUUUAAAGAUCCUCCUUUUGCAAAUGGAAAGUACCAGUUGUUCACCAGCAGGAUUUCUGCCAGUUUUACAUACUUUAUGAAUGAAAACAUGUACAUUCAUUUAUUAAUUCAUUUUCUUUUCAGCUUAGUCCCUUUAUUAAUACGGGUCGCCACUGCAGAAUGAACCGCCAACUUAUCCAGCACAUGUUCUACGCAGUGGAUACCCUCCAGCCGCAACCCUUCUAUGGGAAACAUCCAUACACCCACACUCACACUCAUACAGUGGACAAUUUAGCCUACCCAAUUCAACAGUAGCUACUACAUGUCUUUGGACUGUGGGGGAAACCAGAAAUGCCAAAUGACCCAGCUGAGGCUCUGAGACCUUCUUGCUGUGAGGCGACAGCACUACCUACUUCACCACAACGUCGCUAAAACAUGUACAGUAUACGCAUAUUUAUACUUUGCAUGAUAUAUUUUAAGGGGCGUCACGGUGGCUGCCACUGUCCAAACACAUGCGCUAUAGGGGAAUGUGUGUGAUUGUGUGUGAAAGAGUG